UCCCAGUCCUUCGUGCUCUCUCAGUUUCCUCACUCCCUCUCAUUUUCCGAGGCUUAAUAUUUUCUUAGGGUUUUCUCAAUGGCCUCAGCCGAGAUCGAGUUCCGUUGCUUCGUCGGAGGGCUCGCCUGGGCCACCGACAACGAAGCGCUCGAAAGAGCCUUUGCUCCUUUUGGCGAGAUCCUCGAAUCGAAGAUCAUCAACGACCGUGAGACCGGAAGGUCCAGGGGGUUCGGAUUCGUGACCUUCGCCAACGAGAAGGCCAUGAGGGACGCCAUCGAAGGCAUGAACGGCCAGGAUCUCGACGGCCGUAACAUCACCGUCAACGAGGCUCAGUCCCGCGGAAGCGGCGGAGGAGGAGGUGGAGGAUACGGUGGCAGCCGUGGGGGCGGUGGCUACGGAGGCGGCGGUGGAUACGGCGGUGGGGCCCGUCGUGAAGGUGGUGGUGGUGGCUACGGAAGUGGCGGUGGGGGUUAUGGCGGUGGUGGCCGUCGUGAGGGUGGAGGCGGCGGUGGGUACAGCCGUGGUGGUGGAGGAUACGGAGGUGGUGGCGGUGGAUACGGUGGAGGUGGCCGUGACCGUGGUUCUGACGGCGGUAGCUGGAGGAGUUAGAUGGAUAGUUGUUCUGGGACUGGUUUUAGGGUGUAUUACGUGUUAUGUGUAGGGUUAGUGGGUCUGGGUUAUCUCUUGGAAUUAUGGUGGUGAUGGUUUGUGUGUUCUCUAUCGGUUCUGUUCUGUUCUCUAAUUUUGAUCUAUGAAAAUGGUCGCUCUCUAUGUUACUUUUCGAUGUACUCAGUCCUUCAGAAAUUUGGUGUUUGAGAAAUGAAAUGAAGCUUCGUUGGCAUUGUUUUGUGUUA
This is a messenger RNA of Argentina anserina (silverweed cinquefoil), 854 nucleotides long. Its product is annotated as glycine-rich RNA-binding, abscisic acid-inducible protein. The transcript has 2 exons. Bases 79 to 609 code for a protein of 176 amino acids. The record is from RefSeq and is a predicted model, not a curated record. Lineage: Eukaryota; Viridiplantae; Streptophyta; Magnoliopsida; Rosales; Rosaceae. Gene Ontology annotation, molecular function: RNA binding.